This is a messenger RNA of Bathycoccus prasinos, 3339 nucleotides long. RefSeq lists its product with no specific name. The coding region runs from base 1 to 3339 and encodes 1112 amino acids. Gene Ontology annotation, biological process: protein import into nucleus. Gene Ontology annotation, cellular component: nuclear envelope; cytosol. The transcript has a single exon. The record is from RefSeq and is a predicted model, not a curated record. Lineage: Eukaryota; Viridiplantae; Chlorophyta; Mamiellophyceae; Mamiellales; Bathycoccaceae. Gene Ontology annotation, molecular function: small GTPase binding.
AUGUCGGAUGGUGGUGGCGAUGCUCUCGCGCAACAACAACAACAACAACAACAGCAAUUAAUCCAACUCCUGACCGCGUGCGUGUCUCCGGACGAACACGCGAGAAAAGAUGCGGAAAGGAUGGUGCAAUCCUCCGGGGCGGUUUUUGGGUUCGGGGAUUUACUCUGCCGAACGGCGUUUGGAUUGGAUGAUGUUGUUGAUGGACAUCAUCAUCUCAACAUUCCAAUGGAUAUUCGACAACUCGCGGCGCUUUUAUUAAAGAAAUACGUCAGAGAACGAUGGCAAGUCGGGGAACAUUUUUUUAUCGAAGGCGAGCCGAUGACUUCGGUGGAAGAAAAGAUGGCAAUUCGUGGGAAGAUAUGCGCGGGUUUACGAAUGAAAGAUUCAAAAAUGAGAACUGCGUGCGCGCUGGUCAUCGCGCAGAUUGCCACGCACGAUUGGCCGGAAGAGUGGGAAGGUUUGCUUGGGGAAUUAUUAGUUCCCAUACGAGAGAAGAGGGACGUGGACCACGUAAACGGCGCUUUGAGGUGCAUGUCGAUGCUUUGCGGGGAUUUAGAGGAACGGCAGUUACCGAAACUGGUCCCGGAGUUGUUUCCUGAUUUGUUCGGGUUGUUACAAGCCUCGGACGAUGGUUUAAACGGAAUCGACAAGGAUCAGAUGACCAUGGUGAAGUGUCGAGCGUUAGACGUAACGAGGGGAUGUUAUUCGAAUCUUGGGAUGAUUGGGGACGAUCAAAUUCGGUUUCAGAUCAAAGAGGCGGCGAAGCCGUUUCUGGAGAGCAAUUUUGUCGCCUACGGGAACAUUUUUGAGUUUCGCUCGGACGUGUUUGAGACCACGGGUGGGUGCACGUUGACACUGUCCGCGUUGAAAGCGAUGCAAGCGACGGUUCAGUAUUUCGGGAAGGAGAUUACUGGUGGGCAAGUGGUUUCCGAGCAAACGUUCGGAGGGUGCGUGGAGCGAUUUUUCCACGUCUUUGAAAAAGCCGCGAAUAGGUACGUGCAAUGCAGAGGCGUGGAGGUGGACGCGUUGGACGAUUGCGAGGAUGAUAUGGGGGAUAAAGUUUCCAACGCCGCUGUCGUGACUCAGUGCAUGGAACUCGCGAUGACGAUGAUUGAAAGCACGAAGAUUGCGAAGAGUUGUAUUCAACCGAGACUGAAGAGUUUGGUAUCUAUCGCGGUGGCGACAUCGUUAACCACGGACGACCAGUUAGAGACGUGGGAAGACGACGUGAACCAAUUCGUCGCGGACGAAGAGGACGAUUACCAAUCCGUGAGAGCGACGAGUGGGAUAUUUUUAGCUACUGCGUGUGCCAAGUUCUCGAAAAUCUUUUACGUCGUUUUUGCGGAAGUCGUCGCCGAACUUUUCUCGCAGUCCUUUGAGGAGCAAAAUAACAACGACGAAAACUGGUGGCGACGCAGAGAGGCGGCUUUGUUAGCCGUUGGAAGCGUCUCGGAUGAAUUAGUAGAGCAAGAUAAAGAGGCCAGAGGAAAAAAUAUGAGUCCCGCGUUCGAUUGUAACGCUUUUUUGAAUGAGAUUAUCCGGAGCGAAUUCACGGCAACCCCUACGUCCUCCAAUCCGUUUUUGAAAGGGCGCGCGUUGUGGACAGCCAGUCGUUUAGCCGCCGCGGCGUCGGCGGAAGGUGCGAAUGCGAUUUUAGACGCGAGCGUGAACGCUCUGAACGAUCAAAGCGCGCAGUUUCCGGUAAAAAUAGGGGCAUGUCGCUCACUCAUCGCUUUCGUACCGAUGGCGAUCAAAUCCACGCAAAAGAGCAAGAAGGAUGAAAAAGAAGUAGGAGAACAACAUCAAAUCAGCGCGGAGGAUCAAGUUAAAGUCCAAAAACUACUCUCGCGAUUAGGUGAUGUGUACCAAGGUCUCGGCCACCUCUUAACUGACGCGACCGAGGAAGCGUUAGUGCUCAUUCUGGAAGCUUUAUUGAUUGUCGUCAACUGCGACGGCGACGCGGCGUUGCAAUGGCUUUCGCUGUUAGCGCCAGCUAUCAUGAGAAUUUGGGCAGAGAACGUUCGGGACCCGUUUUUAGGUGCAACCGCGAGAGAUGUCAUACAAGCUUUGGCGAAUCAACCGAAAUGUAACGCGGAAUUGACGCAGUUGCUCGUUCCCGAGUUGGCGAGAGUGUUUCGAACGCCGGAGGAACAACCGGAAAUGUUGGUCGAAGCGUCGUUGGACAUUUUGGCGUGUUUGUUGAAAGCGUGCGUGGACGAAAACGUCGCCAGGGGUGCGUUUGUGGCCACUUUUGAAAACGUUGCGACGCUCGCGAAAACAUCGGACGACGUCGGCAUCGUCCAAAACGCUUUAGACGCGAUGAAAGCCUUUCUGAGAGCGGCGAAAGGCGAAGCGAUUUUAUCGUGGGGUGGGUCAGAUCCCUCGUCAGUUUCUCGAGCUUAUUUAGACGCGUGCGCGACUUCGUUACAGCCGCACUGCGAAGAAGGCGCGGCUUUGUUUGUCGCGCCUCUUUUAGGUCAAAUGAUUCGCCGAUUACCGUCCAUCAUUGGUCCGAUGAUUCCAGAAAUGUGCGACGCGGUGUGCGCUCGAUUACAGACCGCCACUCGUCCAAUGUUGAUUGCUUCGUUAUUGUGUAUUUUCGCUCGCUUAGCGCAUGUGGACGCGAACGCGUUGGUUACUUUACUCGCCUCGCGCGAAAUUCAACCGUCUCCGGAAAACGAAAACAGCAAAACGCAACUUGAGUUUGUCCUUAAAAAAUGGUGCGAAGGCCAACCGGACGUCCACGGUCGAUUCGACGUGAAACUGACUUCGACCGCGCUCGGGCUCAUCUUAGCCACGCAACAUCCGACGUUAAUCGACGGCUCCAUCGUUCUCAAGGGUAGACCAAUAGAAGUUGAGUUACCCCCGGGAACAAUCCGAACGCGAUCUCGAGCGAAGCAAACCGGUCCCGAACAGUUCACGCAAGUCUCCGCGCCUUCGAAAAUCAUCAGUCUCCUCGCGGAUUCCUUGGCCGAAGCGAAAGAGUUGGAAGCGGAUGAGUGGGAAGAAGACGACGGCGGUGGUGGCUUAAACGGCGAAGAAUUCGACGACGACGACGAAAACGACGACGAAGACGACGACGACGAGCCCACCGGCUGGUCCGGCGACAUCUUUGAAAAAAUCAUGCUCAAAGGUUUGCUCGACGGCGACUUUUUCGACGACGAAGAAGCCGACGACAAAGACGACCCGAUCGACGACAUCGAACUCGUCCCUUUCUUAGAGGAAGGAUUUAAAAGGUUACAAAGUACCACCGGUGGACUUCUCGAUGCCGUCGCGAACGAUCUGACCGAAAGCCAGAGAGUGACUUUAACCAAAGUCUUUUCGUCGUCGUCGCGAUAA